AUCUUCUGAAUAUACAUAGCAAUAGCAAUACCCAGAAGUGGUCGCUUGAUAGUUCCUAGAGAAAUACAGAGGUCUUUUGGUGAACUAAAAUCUGCCUAUCAACAUCAAGAGAAACAUGACAAGACGACACUCAGAAGAGACAAGAGCAGCAUGAUUCAGCAGUACAAGACAUCAGUCAGUAAACUAUGUGAGUUCACGUGUAACCUUCCCUCAGAUGAACGUGUGCACCUGGACGCUUGUUAUAUUGAACCAGUGAUCUAUCAGAGGCGAAAAGAGCACCAGCACAGUCAACAUGUUCAAACUCAGUUGUUUUCAAAUGACAACAAUCAAAUCAUCCGACUCGACCAACUGUUCAGUCCUGACCGUGAUGGGAACAUACCAAGAACUGUGAUUCUCAGUGGAGACUCUGGAAGCGGCAAAUCCUUCAUGUUACAAAAGAUCAUGUUCGACUGGGCCUCUGAAAGACUUUUCUGUGAAUACUUUGAAGUCGUUUUCCUUCUGAAAUUUGAAAUGCUGAAAUGUAUGAACUUAACUGAGCUCUUGAGCGAGAGUUGCAGUUUAGCAUCACAGGAGGUCACACAUAUACUGGAAUCAACAGGAAAAGUCCUCUUCCUUAUUGAUGAUUUUGAGGAUGAGAUAUUUUCUCUUCACAGUCAGAUAUCAGCACUAUCAAAUACCUCAACAAUUGAUGCUUCUUUUAGGAAGCUCUUGAUGGGAUGCUUGCUGCCAGAAUCGUAUCUUCUGGUCACCACCAAAUCUACAGCUGCAGUUACAGCAAACAACCUCCUCAAAGGACGACAGCGUUUCACUGAGAUAAUGGGCUUCUCUAUGAUGGGGAUUGAGUGGUACUUCAGGAAGUGCUUUCAGGAUGAACAGCUCUUCUUGGAAGCGUACGAGUGUUUGAAGUCAAAUGAAACCCUUGUUAAUGCCUGCUCUGUUCCUUUGCUGUGUUGGGUUGUCUGUUUUUGUCUGAAGAAGCAUGUUAUACACAGUAAAAGAGUUAUGAAGGAGUUGGAGACAACUACAUCCAUAUACAUGCAUUUUGUAUCUGCUGUACUAGAGGACCAUUGCAGGAGUCAGUCUGAGCUCACGCUGAAGAGAUUGGGUCAGCUAGCAGGGAAAGGCGUACCAGAGAAGAGAGCCCUGUUUGAUGCAGGGAUCGUGUCUGAGACCGGCUUAGAUGCUGACGGUUGUCCAUUUCUCAACAAAGAAAUUUUGAACAGAAAACAAAGCUUCAAGUUUGUGCACGAUAACUUUCAGGAGUUCUUCAUUGCAAUUAACGUUGUGUCCCCCUAUGAAGAAGCAUACAAAAAUAAAUUGAGAAAGUACCACUUGUCUUUCAUUUUGCACCAUAAAAGGUCAAAUCCCAUUUCUCUCCUGUUCCUCUGUGGACUUUGUAGUAAGGAGGUAAGCGGCUCACUUUUAACAAAGUACAGCUGGGAUGUUCCUCACCCUGUAAGAGAUUGUGUAGAGAACAUAGUCCUGACCUUUCUUCAAAACUGUCCACAUGAAGAUAAGAUAUUUGCUCUUCAGUGCCUCUAUGAGUACCAGGAUGUGGGGUUUACGAGGAGAGCCCUUGAAAGUUGGGAAUCUCUGGAUUUGUCUUGUAUUUCCCUGAAGAGACUAGACUGUUGGGUGCUGCUGUACUGUCUUCAGUGCUGUCCACACAUUACACAACUGAACCUCACACAGUGUGGUUUAACAGCUGAUAAACUCAGGAUUCUUCAGCCAGCGCUCUCUAUGUGUAAGAGUCUAAGGUUGACAGUGGAUCACCUGUCAGAAGUUGAAGAUUUGAUCCGAGAGCUUGGUGCAUCAAAGAUGCUGGAAAAACUAAUUUGUCACAGGAUGAUGAAUUGUCUUUUAUUUAUUGGCAGCAAACGAGGAGAUGAAUACAGUGAUAGCUGCUACAAACUGGUACAUAACAGAUGGCCGCUUGACCUGGCAGUCACAGAGAGAGAUUUUCUGUUAAGUUUUAGGUGUCGCUCCUUCAUCCAUGCCAUGAUGUCCGAAAGGCAAACUGAGAUAUGUGCUGAAAUCAUAAGAUCGGCCGGCUGGAACGACAGGUUACAUGUGAGCCUCUCGAAGAUGAAUCCACCAUGUCCCUCGCUCUUAAAAAUCACUCUUACGUGUCCUCACUCAGAGAUAUCCAGAAAUGACUGGACAGUCUUCUUACAGAGACUCUGCAAGGCAGAAAAUCUAGCAGAGGAUUCUCCAGACGUCAGUUCACUCCUGUCAUGGCUUCACUUUGUGGGUCUGAAGACGCUGGAUGUGAAGGUGGUCAGUCUGACAGAGACAUGGGCUAGAGGGAUCAUUUCCAUCAUCCAGACUUGCACAAGUCUGCAGCAGCUCAGUAUUGAAGAACAGAGAGGCAGUCGUAACAGUCUUUUCUCAUCACUCAGUUUUUUAGUUUGUGAUCAAGAUAUCAGUCUGGCUGUAAGGCUCAGAUGGAAGAUGGAGGCUCUCUCAAGAGUCUGUCUCACUUGUCCACACUCGACGUUAAGCAGCUCCAACUGGAGAAUCUUCUUCCAGAGAUUUCACAAAGUUUCUCAAUACCAAUCAGAUUCUUCUGAAGAUGUGGAUGCUUUGUUUUCUUUCCUGCGCUCUGUAAGUGGUUUGAAAAGGUUGGAGCUGAUGAUAUUUAACAUGAAUAAAUGCUGGGCCAUCUGGAUUCUCUCCCUCGUCCAAGCCUGCACCAGUCUCCAAGAAAUCUGUGUCAGUGUUACUGGGUUGCUGGUGACGGAGGCACACAUGUUACUACAGAAAUCACUGACGGAUCCACACUGCACUGUGAUCAUUAAAAGACUUAAGUGUAGUACACCUACCCACCAGUGUACAGAGAACUGGAGUCACAUCUGUCAUGAGAAAGAGGAGAUUUGCUUUAAACCAAAAGUAGUAGAAAAGCUGAUCAUCCCUGAACUCACUAGUAUGAAUCCUCACACACAUUCUGUCUGUGAGUGUUGUGUUGACAUAGUUGAUUCUGAUCAGUGGGUUCAGGUUAAUCCAUCAGUCCUUAGAGAUGAAGGAGAGUCAAAGUUCAGGAUCAGCACUGAGCCGGGUCAUUACGAGUGCAUCAGAACCAGAUUGCGAUGGGUUUGUGAUUGUGAUGUCACUCUUCAGUAUCAUACAGUGGACGGACGUUCCCUCACUGCAGAGCUGGAAAGACUUCAGUAUGAGCGAAUUGGUCCUGUGAUUGAUGUGACGGUGAUCUCUGGGAAACUGAAGGAGGCACAUCUCCCUCAUUACGCCUGUUUAGCAGAGUCUGACCCCUCGCUCAAAGAUGCUGUGAAGGUCCUCAGCCAAAAAGAUGAAGGGGUAGUUUUACGUACUGUUGAGCUGACCCGCUUUCAUGCCAAAAUAGUCAAACCGUCAUUUUCCAUCACAACUCUCGUUAUAAGUUGGCUAAUGCAAUGGGAGGAACACUGCGAUCUUCUUCUUUACAUGCGAUGUAAAAGUCCUCUCAUACUUCAUGUCUACUUCUUUCCAUUGAAUGAUAAUUGUUCAAAAAAAAAGGUUGAGCAGAAUGAAAAAUCAAGCCUUCAGAUCAGCCAUCCCAGACCUAACAGGCCUUUUCGGAUGAAAACACCUCAUCUUCUCGAGGUUCUUGAUGCUUUUGUACAUCCCAUCGAGGGAAUUUCAUUUCAGAGAGACAUCCACCCAAACUUCUUCAAGGUUAAGCAGGAUCGAGAUGGUGAUGUAGAAAUGACUCUUAUUAGAGAAGAGGAUCGCACUACUGUGUGGAAAGCAACAAUUUGGAAAAAUGAACUUCCAGGGCAAAUUAAAAAUGAGCCACAGUGGCAUCGUAAGAUUGAUACAGAUCAGUUUGUUCAUAACCACUGGUCAAAGCUUGUUAAAGGAGUUAAAUGUGUGAAGAGUAUUGCAGAUAAGCUGCGUGAGCAGAAAAUAAUUAAAGAUGAACUGUACUCACAAAUCACACAUAUGAAUUUAACUAGUCAGGAUAGCAUGAGAAAGAUCUGUUCCAUUGUGGAUUCAGGUAGUAGGCUUGUCAAAGACAAAUUUAUCUCUAUUCUUCAGGAAGAGGAGCCUGACCUUUAUGAAGAACUGUUAUGUUCUGAUUGAGCUGAAUGUAAAACAGCAACUACAGAGAAGACAUAUGAAAGCAGGUUCUUCAAUAAAUAAGAAAACAUUUCAUAAAUUUCAUAAAGUCCUAAAUACUUUUUCCCUUUUAAUUUUGUGACAUUUGAAAAAAUGAAAUGGUUGUCUUACAGUUCCACAUUUCAUACAAACUAAUGUGUUCUGAAUGAUGAUUUUAUUGUGUUACAAAAGAAAGAUAAACAUAUAAACCGGCUCUAUGGGUUACUCAUAUUACUAUACUGUAUUGUAUAGAAAAACUUUUAAAUAAUGUUUAUUAUUGAAUCAUGUUUGAGUUGGAAAAAUAUACAGAAAUUUAAACAUAAAAACUACAGCAAAACAUUUUAUGGUCUGA
Molecule: messenger RNA, 4444 nt
Organism: Misgurnus anguillicaudatus (oriental weatherfish)
Lineage: Eukaryota; Metazoa; Chordata; Actinopteri; Cypriniformes; Cobitidae
Product: NACHT, LRR and PYD domains-containing protein 1 homolog
Biological process (GO): regulation of apoptotic process
Cellular component (GO): cytoplasm
Source: RefSeq, a predicted model, not a curated record